This is a messenger RNA of Trichomycterus rosablanca, 3511 nucleotides long. RefSeq names its product nuclear casein kinase and cyclin-dependent kinase substrate 1b (gene nucks1b). Gene Ontology annotation, cellular component: cytoplasm. The record is from RefSeq and is a predicted model, not a curated record. Gene Ontology annotation, biological process: interstrand cross-link repair; double-strand break repair via homologous recombination. Bases 329 to 1219 code for a protein of 296 amino acids. The transcript is spliced from 8 exons. Lineage: Eukaryota; Metazoa; Chordata; Actinopteri; Siluriformes; Trichomycteridae. Gene Ontology annotation, molecular function: single-stranded DNA binding; double-stranded DNA binding.
CUACAGGCCAGCGCUAUGCUCUCUCUAUUAGCCACUUAGCUCCCGUUUAUCGUUAGCACUACCAGUUUAAUCCGGGUGGGUUUUAACAAACCCAGAGUUUUAAUAAUUACACGUAUUUAGAUCAAAAUCAGGGUGCAUGGUUUAACUGUGUGUUUAGUUGCAGCUCUGUGUAACUUGUAUAACGUUAGCUGAGUGAGUUAGCUUAGCCUCCUAACAUUACCUGGCUUGUACGCAGCUGCUGUGUGAAAGCAAACCUGCCGCCAAUAUUUUGUCAACAUUAUUGGGUGCUUGAGAAGAACCCGGAAUAUUACGGAAUAUUACCAGCAAAAUGGCUAGACCUUCAAGAAAUAAGAGAGUGGUUGACUACGCUCAGUUUCAGGAAUCUGAUGAUGCAGACGAGGAAUUUGAAGGAGAUUCGGACAGUCCCAAGAAGAUGGUGAAACAGAGUGAUGAGUCUCGGAAGGACCGUAAGAAGGACUUAAGUGAUGACGAUAAUGACUAUGGGGAGGAGGAAGAGGAGGACGAUGGCGGUGACAGUGAUUAUGAGGUUGAAAAGCCCAGCAAGGGAAGGCAGGUGACUGCAAAAAGAAAAAGAGCUGCAGAUGACAGCGAUGAUGACAAGGUUGUAAGAAAGAAGGGCCGCCAGGUACGUCAGGCUGCCAGCAAAGCAGCCUCCAAGCAGAGAGAGAUUCUUCUUGGGGAUGGAGGCAGUGAAGAGGAGGAGGGGAAAGAGCGAGGGGAAGAAGACAGCGACGUGUACACAGGAGAGGAUUCAGGCAGCGAUGAAGAUUUCAUGGUGGAGGAUGAUGAUGAUGACAGUGAUUAUGGGAGGCCCAAAAGGAGGAAUUCAAAAGUUAGAAGAAGGAGCAAAGACAAGAAGUCUCCUAAACCCAGGGUUAGAUCAGCGAGCAAGGGGUCAAAAAAGAAGCGAGGAAAGCGUCAGACAAAAACAAGAAGGGUCGUAUCCAAGAAAGUCGUGUCUAAAGACGAGGAGGAAGACAUCGAGAGCGCCAAGGAGGCAGAGGAGGAAGAGGACGUUAAGGACGGAGAGAAAAAGGAAUCAUCUACAGUCGAGAAGGGUGAAGACAGCCCAGCAGAAGGUGAGGACAACAACAACAACAACAACAAUGGUGAGGAGAAGGAGGAGAAAGAGCCAGGGAAAGAGAAAGAAGAAAAGGACGAUGCAUCCGAGGAGGAUGCCGCAUCAGGCGAGGACUAACGUCUUCUACCUGAUUGCGGAAAGAUGCUUUAAUUGUUUGUCGUCCUUUCUUAAUGUGGAACAGUGGAGUGUACUUCCACAAUGCUCCAGGUGUUUUGGAUGUUUGUUCAUUUCUUUCAUCUUGUAAAUAGGUUUUUUCAGAGGAACUCUCUGUGAAGUAUCAUCCACACUAUUCAAAACCAGUAUCGUUGAAGUACCCACACCUAUUUCUCUUCGUCCAGCACAUGAGUACCUAUAUUAAUGUUUAGCGUUGCCUGAACUCUAGCAUUGUUACUUUUUUCGCAUCUUAAUCCCUGUUUAGAUUUUGCUAAACUGCAAAAGGAGUGAAAAUGAUUGUGCUACGGAUUUUAGUGUACAGAUUACUGUACUUUUACGGCAGAUGUUUCAGCAUUUAUGUUUUAACAUUUGGUAGGUGCUUUAAUCCAAAGCGAGUACAAUUGCUUAAAGCCAAGUGUCAGUUCAAGUCAUAACAAUUUUUUUUUAAAACACAAAAUGUUUAAUUACAAAUACGAAUGCUCGAUCAGUCAUUUGCAUUUCUUUUGGAAAUACAGCUGUAUAAAAUACAGCUUCAUUCCAAGUUAAUGAAUUCUGAAUGGAAGCAAUAUGGUUUCAGUUACAAAUUUUUAAUUAUUAACAGGAUUCGAUUGCACUAAACAUUUUAAAAAUCCUAGAGUAUUAUUAAGCAAGUGAUGUAUUUGUACUUUUUUAUACAUCUUUAUUUGUCUAAAAUGAAAAUGAAUCCAACCACAUCCAGGCUUUUUUUUUUAUAACAAUUGAAUUCUAACUAAUGACAAACUCUCCUACAAAUAAUCGUGAUUUGUAAUUUAGGAGUUGUCUAGUCCAUUAAACACUGCUUAAGCCUGGUUACUUUUGAAAUGAGUUGCAAUGUGGAUUCAAUGGUGGAUCCGUGAAUGUUUUAUAUCGGUGGCAUUUCCACUUUUGACACUUUAUGGCAAGAAAUGUGCUCUUUAUUGUUUGAUUCUAAACCAAAAUGGCCAUGUUGCGUAGAUUGACCUGAAACAGACAGUGUCCCAAACUUCAUGCUCCCAAAAAUGUCCUGUCAGAGUAGUAGUGCACCUAUUUUAUCAUGCAAUAUGCAUUUUGGAACAGUCCUACUAAUGUUGUUGUUUUUUUUAUAAUGAGCAAAUCUGCCAGAACUUUGUAAGAUCAGCUUUAUGGUCUGGGUGUGUGCACUAAUCACACCUAAUGAUUGCAGUAAUUCUAUUGCAUACACAAGACCCACCUAGACUUAAGUACAUCUCAAUAAGCAGCAAACUACCCCACAGAACUAGUUUAAUUUAAUACGAUUUCUGAAGUUCAGUUUUACCAAAAUACAAGAUUUUUGAGGUUAAAAAUGAUUCUGCUGUUUCACUCCUGCAUAAUCAGAUUUCUGUUAAAUGCUUUGCAUAAUUGUGCUGUAAUUAUAGGGUCUGUUUUGUUUCCGUCAACGCGUGCUUUUUAAGAUUUAUUGUCAUUGAGCUGCUCUGUGGAUUUUGUGGCUCAAAUUCAAGACACGAUUUUAAAAUCAGUGCAGUUUCAAGCACAGUGCUAAACGAGUAUGUGAAGUUACAUAAUCUUUAGCCAUAGCUACUUUACCUGCCAUUGAUUCUUUUAAUCCAUGGUUUAGUCUACAUAGUACAUCUCUAACCAGCUGUACAUCGUUUUAAAUCCUAUAUUAAAAUGUGAACAUGUUAAAUCAGACGUGGUUCUUUGCUGAGCUGUGUACUCCCAGCAUUCGAUUACAAGAGUUGUGUAAUCAUUCAAAAUAGUUCAGGACACAAGUAGAUUUUAUGUCUGCUUAUUAGUAUUAGAUAUUAUGUUUCAUGUAACAUUUUUUAAUAGAUAAAACUUUCACACGAUUCUUUAAUAAAGUGGUUUUGUUUUGAACAUUUCUGCCGCUCAAACGUAGCAUGUAAUUGCAUUGAUUUCCAGCAGUUCAUUACACGUGUCAUGAGUUCUGUUCGGUGUUCUGAUGGUGGAAUGAAAAGGUUGAGUGUAGGAUGAAUGUAUGAUAAAGGAAAACUCUACUCAGAUUUUCAGAAGUGAGCUCGUAACAACUAUGUUAUUGACUUACGUGACACUUCAUGUGUAUUUUCAAGUAUUUUAAAGCUUAUAGAUGCCUUCGCGAUAUACUUUAUCCGCUUCUGUUCUCUAUUUUCAUGCCUCUUAUUUUUGUCUAAUUAUGUAGUCUUGAAAUAUAUAUCAUAAUUUAUCUAAGCUUUGUUUUAAUUAAGCUGUUCUGAUUUUGGAAUAUGUUUUACAAAGAAAAAUAAAAUAUAUCUUGCUUUUAAA